AUGGACUCCAAAUUCCUAAGAGACCUGGAAAACGACAGCGUGGAUUCAGAUCUGCUGGAUGAUGAGUUGAAUGCCUUGGAACAUCUGCCUAUAAGCAAGAGAGAAAAAGUAGUAAAGUUUCUACAGAGCAAUCCCAUGCAGAUCCUCUUGUGUGUCAUCGUUUUGUUAGAUGCUGGCAUCGUCAUCGCUCAAAUUCUCCUAGAUCUCAAUUCCGUGAAAGAAAAUGAGCAAAGUGCCACCAUAAAAAAAAGUGCAAACACGCUGAUAAACUUCACACUUGAGUCUUCUGACAAAAUUUUAUAUCUUCUGCAGAGAAAAGAAAAAUUAAAAUUAUUCAUUCCAAUAGUAAAAUUGCACAAGCGGGAAAGUCAAUUGAAGGGCCUGGUGAACUUCAUCCGACGGAAUCAUCCCGACAAGUUGGGCCACUACCACGGCCACAACAUCGACCGGAUACUUCACAUCAUCAAGGAAGAUGGCGAUAACAACUACUCCGAGCAGCACUUCCAGCAUGCAGACCACCCACAACUGCAUCUCACCAACGUUAACUUUUACAGUCCAAACCAUCACACCAACCUCUUCACGACGAAAAUCCCCUUCCGAACUUUUCCACUCCGCUUGCAAAAAUCAGGCAGCAGUGCAGGCACAACCCACGCCACAACUGCCACCAUCUUCAUGAACGACAACGAUCACAACUUUGAACAUUUCAUAAACGCCAAAAAUUCACAUGAAUUGAACAAAAGGCAGAGUAUUUUUACAAAAAUUUCAAUCAGUAAUGCCGAUUAUGAAUUCGUGCCGGCCAUUCGAGAUGACCUCUCGUACAGUUACAAUGAAUUUCAACGGGCGGCUUCUAAUAACAUUCUCAAUGAUGGUCAGCAACAUUCAGAUAAUUUCAACAAAAAUACGACUGAAGAAAUCACUAACAAAGGCAAUAACGAGAACCAUGAUGAUGAUGAUGAUGAUGAUGAUGAUGAUGAGGAUGAUGAUGGUGAUCAGUUUGCAGACAUGGACGAUGGCUAUGAUGAGGAUGAUAAUAAUGAUGUUUAUACAAAUGACAUAAUUAAUAAUAAAACUGCUGCUAAAAACGCUCCGAUAAUAUUUGAAAAACUUUCCAUCAAACAUCAUGAGGAGGACGACGAUAACAAAAUGAUGCGAGACAACAACAUCGACAACACAGACAACAACAACAACACCAACAACAAUGCCACCAACCUCAAAAGCAACAACGACAACAACCAGACGAGCCAGCAGCACAAUCCCAGAGCAGACUUGCAACAGAAACAACAACAACAACAGCAGCAGCAACACCUUGCAACGAACAACAACUACAACCAUUAUCAUUACGAUGAUGAUGAGGAAGAAGAUGAUGGGGAAGAUACCCUGAGGAAAGUAGCGCACGGACUACACUACGCCAGCAUUGGCUUGCUUGGAUUUCUUGUAAUUGAGGUGACAAACACUUUCACAAUGUCUUUCUUUGCCACUACAAAUCAAUAA
Messenger RNA from Helobdella robusta, 1491 nucleotides. RefSeq lists its product as hypothetical. The coding region runs from base 1 to 1491 and encodes 496 amino acids. The transcript is spliced from 6 exons. The record is from RefSeq and is a predicted model, not a curated record. Lineage: Eukaryota; Metazoa; Annelida; Clitellata; Rhynchobdellida; Glossiphoniidae.